AUGAGGCGAUUUCAGUCGACGCGGAUCCUCGCAAGUGAACAGAGUGACGUAGUUGAGCUCCUUCCACAAAAGAUGCGUCUGGUCGUAUCAGUCUUUUGGAUGGUGGCAGGGACGGCGUGGGCACUGGAGGAAAACAGUGUGGACAACCUCUACGAUGAACAUUUUCCUCCUCUUCGCCCUAACUGCACUCAGAGUCUCACAGAUGUUCUCUUGCUGCGCCAAGAAGUCCUGCUGAAAGAACUGAAGCAGGCCGAGCAAGUGUCUGCAGGAAUCUUGAGGGAGUUAGCGGACAUCUUGACUGACAACAAGGUUUCCUCCACGUCCAGAGUCGUUGUAAAGGCAACGACUGUCUGGGUGGGCGGAAGAGACCACUUAGUAGAAGGGGAAUGGAGGUGGGUCUCUGGGGAAGACAUGCCGAGAGGAACGCCCUUUUGGGGACAUACCAGAAAGUAAGUUAUUUUCAUUCUGUAGAUGAUGAAUUCAUAGGAAUGAACACACGCAUAUAGUUAAUGUUUUGUAUUACCUGCUGACAUUGCUUUCCACAGCGUGCGCGAACCAGCUCAAGGCACAGCGGGGAAUUGCCUCUGCUUGUAUGGCCCUGAUGGUUUAAUGAUGCACGAUGCAGAAUGUCAUCUGGAUUAUAAGCCUCUCUGUCAGAUUAACUUAAUAAAGUAAUAGAUCAUUGAAAUCCAGAUUUUUUUUAUGCAUACAUGUAAGUAAUUAUGAUUAUUGUCACAUAUCAGCAUCAGAAAGGAAACAUAAAUUCGCAACGAAAAAUGUAAGCCAUUUUUGUUGUUUGACUGCAUCUAAAUGGAUACAUCGUCAGGUGCAGAGAUACAUUUUAACAAAUAUUUGUGUAUCUUUAUUUUCAAAGUUCCAUUAGUUU
Molecule: messenger RNA, 886 nt
Organism: Penaeus indicus
Lineage: Eukaryota; Metazoa; Arthropoda; Malacostraca; Decapoda; Penaeidae
Exons: 4
Coding region: 1-453 (150 amino acids)
Source: RefSeq, a predicted model, not a curated record